AUGCCGAGCUGGCAAUUCCUCGCCAACCUCGGUACUUAUAUCCAGACACUACCCCGGAAGAACAGGAAGCAGAAGAUAUGCCUCUUUGGGGCGGACGCGUGCGGCAAGACGACCCUGCUGUACCAGCUCAAGCUCGGGCGGGCUGUGAGCACGAUCCCGACGAUCGGGUUCAAUGUGGAGACUGUGCCGUGGAAGACGAAGAAGGUCAUCGUCGUCGACGACGACGACGACGAGGAAGGGCGAAAGCGAGAUGGAUCCUGGAGAAAAGGGGGCCAGGAGGGGGAGGAAGAGGAAUGGGAGUUUGAGUUUUGGGAUGUCGGCGGUGAGUAUGAGCGGGCUCCGACCUUUUGA
Messenger RNA from Microdochium trichocladiopsis, 351 nucleotides. RefSeq lists its product as uncharacterized. Gene Ontology annotation, cellular component: cytoplasm. The record is from RefSeq and is a predicted model, not a curated record. Gene Ontology annotation, biological process: intracellular protein transport; vesicle-mediated transport. Bases 1 to 351 code for a protein of 116 amino acids. NCBI's taxonomy places the organism in Eukaryota, Fungi, Ascomycota, Sordariomycetes, Xylariales, Microdochiaceae. Gene Ontology annotation, molecular function: GTP binding; GTPase activity. The transcript has a single exon.